Molecule: messenger RNA, 1325 nt
Organism: Cajanus cajan (pigeon pea)
Lineage: Eukaryota; Viridiplantae; Streptophyta; Magnoliopsida; Fabales; Fabaceae
Product: NAC domain-containing protein 2
Biological process (GO): regulation of DNA-templated transcription
Molecular function (GO): DNA binding
Source: RefSeq, a predicted model, not a curated record
CCCUCACGCUCCAACUUUCAAACGCCGCCACUCACACAACAAUGGCCGCAACCGCACCGCACCUCCACUUCCCCCCCGGUUUCCGCUUCCACCCCACCGACGAAGAACUCGUCGUCCACUACCUCUGCCCAAAAUGCGCUUCCCACCAAAUCGCCGUUCCCAUCAUCGCCGAAAUCGACCUCUAUAAAUACGACCCGUGGGACCUUCCAGGACUGGCCUUGUACGGAGAGAAAGAGUGGUACUUUUUCUCGCCCAGGGAACGCAAGUACCCAAACGGCUCGCGCCCAAACCGGUCCGCGGGAACCGGAUACUGGAAGGCAACCGGAGCGGAUAAACCCAUUGGUAAACCCAAACCGGUUGGAAUCAAGAAAGCUCUGGUCUUUUACGCUGGAAAAGCUCCCAAGGGAGAGAAAACCAAUUGGAUCAUGCACGAGUAUCGUCUCGCUGACGUGGAUCGUUCCGCUCGCAAAAAAAACACCUUGAGGCUGGAUGACUGGGUGCUGUGUCGAAUCUACAACAAGAAAGGCUCCAUCGAGAAGCAACCACCGAGUGUGACGCGCAAAAUGGAAUGUUCCGAAAUGGAGGAGAAGCCUGGGAUUGCGACACGUGGCGGCGCGGCGGCGGAUAGCGUGCACUUCGAGGCUUCGGACUCGGUGCCGCGGCUGCACACGGCGGACUCGAGCUGCUCCGAGCACGCGGUGUCGCCGGAGUUCGCGAGCGAGGUGCAGAGCGAGCCGAAGAGGGGAAACGAGUUUGCGUUUAAUUACGUGGACGCCACGCUCGGGUCGCAGUUCCAGAGCGGGGAUCAGAUGCUGCCGCUGCAGGAUAUCUUCAUGUACCUCUCCAAGCCUUUCUGAAAUUGCUUGCCGCCACGACGUCGUUCGCGUGUAUUUUUGCAUUGCGCGGAAGCACGAGACUGAAUAUGAAAGUCCGUGAGUGCGCCCGUGCUCGUCGCCUAGCUGAUUAUUACUUUAAAAAAAUAAUUUAUGAAUUAUCAGUCUAUUAAAUUAAUAAGAUACUAAUACAUCAUUAAGUGUAUUAAUAUGUGGUUUUAUAAUAACGCUUAAUGACGUGUUGAUAAUUUAUUAACAAAAAUGUUGGUGAAGAAUUGUAGUAGAUCAAUCGAGGUGUACAGCCAUUGAUUUGGUGCGCAAUGUAUGGGUAGCCAUAUAUAUCUAGUGGUAAAUUUUGGGUUUGUCUCUAGGUAAGUUUUUUUGUUUUUUUCUUAAGCAUUAGUUGUAGGAAAGUAAAUUAGCAUGGGUUCAUAAUGUAAAUGUAAUUAAUAGAUGUCGUUAUGACUUGGAACUCUUUCUUAAGGUCUUUAA